AUGCGGACCCCAGGGCCCACCCGUGACCGGCUCAGGCAGAGUGCUGGCGGCAUCUGCACUUCCAAGGUCCUGGCCCUUCGACGCCUCUUUCCCGCCGCUCUGAAGCUCACUAGCUCAGUCCUCCGUGCACCCCGCUCUAGCCGCCCCGCUCUCCAGCCGCCCCGCUCACAGGCCAGGAUGGCAGUGUGUCCGGCCCUGCGCGUGGCGCUGCUGCUCCUGUCCGGGGUCCUGGCCCCUGCAGUGCUCACAGCCGAGGGCCCGCAGGAGCCCGCGCCCACCCUGUGGAACGAGCCCGCCGAGCUGCCGUCGGGAGAAGGCCCCGUGGAGAGCACCAGCCCCGCCGGGGAGCCCGAGGCCACCGGGCCCCCGGCCCCCACCGCCGCGCCAAGCCCGGAGGACAGCACGGCGGGGGAGCGUCUUCCGUCCUCCGCAGGCUCGCUGGGGCCCGGCGCCAUCGCGGCCAUCGUCAUCGCCGCGCUGCUGGCCACCUGCGUGGUGCUGGCGCUCGUGGUCGUCGCGCUGAGGAAGUUUUCCGCCUCCUGAAACGAAUAAAGGGGCCGCGCCCCCACCGCGGCGCGACUCGGCGCUCGGUGGCGCCCCGGUGUCUCCAGUGUGUCCGUGCGUCCUCGUGGGGGCGAGCCGGGCGAGCGACAACUCGCGACACGUGCGCGGCGCCGCCAGCUGGAACCGGACAACCCUUGUGACUUCACUGGCUCCCCUGAGCUCCUGCCCCUGGCCUGCUCCAGCUGAGACCAGUUCCCACGUCCUCCUGGAUUCUCCAGAUGAGCCCGCGCACAAAACACAGGAAGGGUCCCAAGCUUCUGCGUAUAAAGGAUUGUUCUAAAACUGACCGUCCUCGUGCGGCUGUUUAAAUUCCCUCCACGUAACCCCUGGCGACCGAAGUCCUCCUUAGUGCAGGUGAUCUGAAUCCGCGUGCUGUUUAUCAGCUUCAGAACGAUACACUGGACAAGGGCCAGGGCCAGUCCCCCCCCCCCCCCCCGCCCUCUGUCCCA
Suricata suricatta (meerkat) is the source of this 1013-nucleotide messenger RNA. It is a transcript of the gene SNORC, whose product is annotated as secondary ossification center associated regulator of chondrocyte maturation. Gene Ontology annotation, cellular component: cell periphery. The record is from RefSeq and is a predicted model, not a curated record. Lineage: Eukaryota; Metazoa; Chordata; Mammalia; Carnivora; Herpestidae. Gene Ontology annotation, biological process: cartilage development.